Messenger RNA from Aspergillus nomiae NRRL 13137, 2128 nucleotides. RefSeq lists its product as uncharacterized. The transcript has 2 exons. The record is from RefSeq and is a predicted model, not a curated record. Lineage: Eukaryota; Fungi; Ascomycota; Eurotiomycetes; Eurotiales; Aspergillaceae. The coding region runs from base 1 to 822 and encodes 273 amino acids.
AUGGCGGACCCUUGGGAAACGAGGUCGACGUUCCGACCAUGUCUGCUUCUAUUAGUGAUGUUGUCAACAAUUCUACAACCGGGCCUCGCCCAGAUCUGUUCUUUCUGGGAUGGUGGAUGUGUUGAUCCUUACGCCCAGACGGCAGUUUCCUUCGACUUUUCUCCUCUCUUCUUGGACGACCUUUCACUAUAUUAUGCAUACGACGCCAACUCUCGGGGUAAAGGUAACGAACCUAUGACUAAGGCUAGUUUUUGGAUGGGUUAUGCAGCACAUCAUGUCGACAGUUCAGCCAUCGACACAAAUCGCACGUUGGAAGUUGGCUUGCGUGUGGGAAACUUGACAGGUACCCCUUCCGGGGGGACUAAUGGAUGUGACGGUGUUUGGGGACCCCAAUGCUCGAUGAACCUCAAGGAGACAUUAAAAGAUGCUAUUUAUCAACUCUCUGCCAAGGGAGAAUAUUACACCUUUCCCCUGGAUACUGUGUUGCAUGAAAUGCUUGUCAACCCGCCCGCUCUUCCCAACUGUCCACCACCUUUCUUCGAUGUCCAGAGAAUUCCUGUUAAGCCAUUCGCCUCGGAGACGGUAAACGACAAGGUCGCUACGAUGUCAACUCCUGGCUCUAGCGAUGACCCCUGGAAGACGUGGUAUAUUGACAAUAUGACCGCGAAACAGCAAGCAGACCAAGUGGCCGUCGCCAUCAUCAGCCGAAGCCCUUCGUACGACAGCCCACCCCUGAAGAGCAAAAACGAUGUUCAAAUAGAACUGGUGUGCCUUCAGGCUCCAUCAUCUGGGAGCUCGUCAUCAAAUCAAGAUUCCACAUAGAGUUCUCGAUGUCACGUCGAAUACCCUUUUAUAUACUCUCGGCCACAAGUUGCAUAACUUGGGUGGUCAUACUAAUAGCACCUUGCUGCAUUCCACCACUCUUCGCUCGCAUGUCUACGACUUGACAUGCAUGAUACUAAUUUACUGUUAAAGAAGAGAUUAUUAGGUCUUCUCACGAUCUAUGCCCGUCCGCAGCAGGCUCUGAAUUUCCCCGGCCGUGUGGGUUAUCGUGUCCAAGUUCAAUGCGAUAUGACUGCCGUCAUUCCAGGAACAAUGACAAUGUCGUUAGCCGCUAGCAUGGUCUACGAACGUUGGCAUUGAAGGACACAGCCAAUACUCGGUUCCACUUCUGGGCAUCUUGAAAUGACCCAGUCCUAAUAUACGUGGCCAGGAUUCUAUCAAUUCUCAGAAACCUGCUAUCGUUUGUGGACAUCUAACAUUGUCGCAUGAGGGUUGGGUUGGGUUGCACGCAAAAUCAGGUCUCUUGAAGAAAUGUGUCCUCGGAGCCUGGUUUACUUGUUUGGUUAUAUACCGAAUAGGACAAAGUGAAAUGCUCCCCACUUUCGGACAAAGUUGUGCCACGCAUUGGUCGGAUUACCCCUGUUUGCCCACAGCCGACCGGACCGAAUCUUGCAGCUCUCGAUGCUACCAUGUCUUUUUUAUCACAAAGUCGGCCAGUCCAUCUGUAUUGGUUUUAAGUUACCCGGACCACGGAAAUCCUCCAAGAUCUCCGCCCGUUCGCUCAAAAGUAUCCUAUCGACUUGGGUACCGAUUUGAGCUAAACUUCUCAUCCGUGCUAGCUCCUCUGGGUUGCGUUUAUCGCCGCGAGCGGUCGUAUUCUUCUCCCAGUGUCCCUUGGAAAAUGCUAUCAAGGUCGUGAUAUGCUUCCGCGAAAUAUCGAAAACCAAUGAACAGAUGGUGCCAGUUUCCUCGAGCCAGUUACACUGCCAUAACUCUCCGGGCCGGAUGCAUUGGUAUGUGGCUGAUUGAAACGCCGCACGCCCCGCCAUGGGGCCCCCAUGAAUGGCGUAAUUUAUGCGGUCCUCGUUGUAGAACCACAUUUCAUAGCGCCAUUUUUCUGGAUUUCCCUCCGCAUCCUGCGCUGCAUAGUCAUAUACCAAAUGACGAUCGCGAAUGUCAUUAUCAAAGGUGGAACCUUGUAAAGAGGGAAGAACCGGCAUUUUGAAGACAACAGUGUGUUUAGUCUCGAUGCAGGAGCACAAUCGCAAAAGCAAUGCAAAAGCAAUACGAGAAGAAAGUUAUCUUCGGUAAAUUAGAACAAUAUAUUCAUUUUGGGAAAUAAAAA